UAAACCCAAUUCCCGCACAGUAGCAAGCACCACGCUUCUACAAGACGAGGAUUACAACUUCAUCUUCACUCUUCCUUCAAAAUCAAAUCCCCCACAAGGUUCAAGGGUAUUAUGCAUGCUGGGUUCAUUCUCAUGCUGAAAUACUGUCUUUCUAGGUUCUGUGUUAAUUUUGAUUCUGUGGACAGAAAGCUUGUCAAACUGCCCCUUUAUUGGCGUUAACUAUGCUACCCACUGGAGCAAAAGACACUCAAUUACGUGAGAGCAACAGUCAGAAGGUCCACCCUCAACCCAUGGAAGAGGCCAUGAAUCAGAAUCCUGAAGCUAUAGAGACCCUAAUAUCUAAAGUUUUUACCAAUAUUUCUUCCCUGAAGUCAGCUUACAUCCAGCUGCAAACUGCCCAUACUCCCUAUGACCCUGAUAAAAUCCACACUGCUGAUAAACUUGUUAUUAGUGAGCUGAAAACUCUGUCUGAACUUAAGCAUUUUUAUAGGGAAAACAACCCAAAACCAGUGUGUGUUUCUCCCCAAGACUCACGUUUAGCUGCAGAAAUUCAAGAACAACAGAGCCUCCUGAAAACCUAUGAGGUCAUGGUGAAGAAAUUCCAGUCUGAAAUCCAGAACAAAGAUUCGGAGAUUCAUCAAUUGCAGCAGCAGAUUGAGGAGGCUAGCCAGAAGAGAGCCAAACUAGAAAAGAAUCUGAAGCUUAGAGGUUUGUCAACCAAGGAAUCAGAAGAUGAAAGUGGAUUUUUCCCUGUUGAUCUAACUCCAGAUCUCUUCAUCUCUUCAGUGGAAGCAGCUGCAAAAGCCAUUCAUGAUUUUUCUAAACCUUUGAUCAACAUGAUGAAAGCAGCUGGGUGGGACCUUGAUUCUGCUGCCAACUCAAUUGAACCUGAUGUUGUUUAUGCGAAGAGAGCUCAUAAGAAAUAUGCAUUUGAGUCUUACAUAUGCCAAAGAAUGUUCGGUGGCUUUGAGCAGGAAAGUUUCUCUGUCAAAUCAGACAGUAUUACAGUUACUAAAGAGAGCUUCUUCCACCAAUUUCUUGCUUUAAGGGAGAUGGAUCCCUUGGACAUGCUAGGGCAAAAUCCUGAUUCCAUUUUUGGGAAGUUUUGCAAGAGCAAAUACUUAGUAGUGGUUCAUCCAAAGAUGGAAGUGUCAUUCUUUGGAAAUUUAGAUCAGCGAAAUUAUGUGACGGGUGGAGGGCAUCCAAGGACUCCUUUUUACCAGGCUUUUCUGAAACUGGCCAAGUCAAUUUGGCUUUUACACAAGUUGGCCUAUUCUUUUGAGCCAAAUGUCAAGGUAUUUCAGGUUAAAGGAGGUAGUGAGUUCUCGGAUGUAUAUAUGGAAAGUGUGGUCAAGAACCUGAUAAUGGAUGACAAUGAUGAAAAGCCCAAAGUUGGGUUGAUGGUAAUGCCUGGUUUUUUGAUUGGAGGUAGUGUGAUUCAGAGUAAAGUGUAUCUCUCUGGUAUGAAGGUAGCUGAAUGAUUGCUGAAUAGAGGCAAGCGUUUCAGCAUGCGUUUCAGGGUAAAGUCUAUCUCUCUUGUCAUGCCUGGUCUUUGGUUUGAUUGUUGUCAUGUAAUCUUGUAAGAUAAGAUAAUGUUGUUGUUUGUAAUUUUAAAGAUCCCUUUUAGUGGUUGUAAGAUUUAAUGAGCCCUUUAUCCUUGUUUACAAUAAACUCCCCUGUUGUAUUAAGGAAAACAUCUUGCACUCUGAAUCUAGUGUUUGUUGAUCCAAA
Messenger RNA from Lotus japonicus, 1731 nucleotides. Its product is annotated as protein GRAVITROPIC IN THE LIGHT 1. The record is from RefSeq and is a predicted model, not a curated record. NCBI's taxonomy places the organism in Eukaryota, Viridiplantae, Streptophyta, Magnoliopsida, Fabales, Fabaceae. Bases 222 to 1481 code for a protein of 419 amino acids. Gene Ontology annotation, biological process: negative gravitropism; response to red or far red light. The transcript is spliced from 3 exons.